AUUUCACUCGCGUUUUCUUUCUUUCGUCGUACUGGGUGACGGCGGUAUUCCAUUUUGAGUGGCACGAAGAGGAAAAACGCAGCAAACUAUCUCGAACAGAACAUCUUGUCCCCAAUAUCAUCCCAGAACGUUCCUCGCGCGUUUUAUUUGUUCCCGCUUUCCGCUCCCAAGACUUGCUUGUGACAAGAAUUAUUUCUUGGCAGCCAUGUCCUCCCGCGAAAACCAAGACUCUUCCGCCCCGAUGGCCCAACAGCAGCAGCAGCAUCAGCAACCACAGCAGUCCCAGCAAUCUCCACACGAACAAUCUCAACACCUACCGCAGCAACAGCAACAGCAACAACCUCAGCAGGCUCCACAGCAAGGCUCACCUCAACAACAACAGCCGCCUCCAUCACAGCAGGUUCAGCUCUCGCCUGCCCAGCCUUCUCAUCCUCCGCCACUUAACUCGCCCUCAGCGGUUCAGCAGGCUGUUGCGGCUGCUGCUGCGGCCUCGGUUGUUAAUCCAGUACCCCUUCCACAAAACCUGAGCAGUGGGCCAAGUCAAAGCACUGCUGAGAACUUAGUGUGCCAAUGGCAGGGUUGCCAAGACCGGCUUCCCACUGCUGAAGCCCUCUAUGAGCACGUCUGUGAACGCCAUGUUGGCCGUAAGAGCACCAACAACUUAAAUCUAACUUGUGGAUGGGCGAAUUGCCGGACAACUACUGUCAAGCGAGACCAUAUUACUUCGCACAUUCGAGUACAUGUUCCCCUGAAGCCUCACAAGUGCGAUUUCUGCGGCAAGGCGUUCAAGCGUCCACAGGAUUUGAAGAAACAUGUAAAGACCCACGCGGACGAUUCGGUCCUCGUAAGAUCCCCAGAACCUGGCCCUGGAUCCAGGCCCCCAAAUGGGAUGUUUGGUGUUGGCGUUGGUGCCGACGGAAAAUCCCAUUAUUUCGAAGGUGCAUUAGGACCUGUCCCCGGACAAGGGUAUCCGCAUGGAGCUCCACAAUAUUAUCAAAAUCCCCACCCACAGCACCCUUCCAAUCAAUCCUAUGGAAACGUGUACUACGCUGUUGGCAGCGAUACGUCGCAUCAGGCCUCUUAUGAGUCGAAGAAACGCGGAUACGAUGCUUUAAAUGAGUUUUUCGGUGACUUGAAACGCCGUCAGUUCGACCCCAGCUCCUACGCAGCGGUUGGGCAGCGACUACUAAAUUUGCAUGGCCUGCCCCUUCCCCUGGUUAACGGCGGUGCUGUUCCCGAGUACCAACCAAUGCCAGCCAUCGUUAAUGUCGGCGGCCAUGGCGGCGGUUACCAGCCUGGCCCAAUGCCCGCACAAUCCUACCACCUCCCUCCAAUGGGCAACCUUCGCACCAAGGCUGACUUGAUGAACAUUGACCAGUUCCUGGAACAGAUGCAGUCGACCGUUUACGAGAAUGAUGACCACGUUGCCGCUGCGGGAGUCGCCCAGCCAGGCGCCCAUUACAUCCACGGCGGGAUGAGUUAUCGCAAUACUGGCUCGUCCCCAUCUGCGACUCAUAUCCCGUCUAGCCACGCAUCAGCGACCACCACUGCUCCCAUGAUGGUCUCUUCAACUACCGCCCGUUCUCCUCAUACCACGCCUGCACUCACCCCUCCUUCCAGUGCCCAGUCUUACACGUCUGGCCGAUCCCCCAUUUCAGUCUCUUCGACGCACCAUUCUGUUCCGCCUUCGCACCAUCCUCAAUCAAGCGCCGCCAUGUAUCCAACGCUUCCUGCGACAACAGCCCAGGAAAAUCCCACCACCCCCUAUCCAAGUAUUUCAAGUGCAGCGCCGCCGUCGACUCUCAGCAGCGUAUUUGAAAACGAUGACCGCCGCAGAUAUACAGGCGGCAUGCUCCAACGAUCGCAACCACACAGCGCACCCGAAUCAUCACAAAUGUACCCCCUCCCAUCAUCUAAUGCCGAGACCACUAAAUUAUCUACCAAUGUCAUCGACCCAGCCCUCCGACCAACAACAAGAACAGGAAUAUCGGUAGACACUGAGCGUGAUAGCGAAAAACGCUCGUCUAGUGCAACCCCAGACGCUGAGGAAGCAUCCCGCGCUGUAGCCGCGGCCAUUACGGCUGCAAAUGCAACGGGCAGCAAUGAAACCCAUGGCGACUCGGUUGAACAGUGGGUUGCCAAUGUGCGCCUCCUGGAGAAACUACGUUUGUAUAUUUAUGAACGACUCAGCCGUGGUGAUUAUGAGGAGGAGAAUUAUACUGAUUCUACUGAUGUUCCCUCGAGUGAGAUCGACAACCACAACAAGGAUAGCCCUGACGUUAGUGAGAGGAUGGAAGGUAUUGAACUUGGAGACCGAGCGUCAUCGUCGGGCGCAGCUUCUGGCUCGGAUAUGAAUGUCGAUAGGCAAGGAUCUGAGGAGCGACAAAAGCAGCAACAGGGAGGUAACUCCCCGCAUGAUAAUAUAAAGUCAGAUCCGCGGGAGGCACGGGAUGGGGCAAGUCUGUAUCCAGUUCUAAAGAUGGAUUUUGAGGAGACUUGAUUUUCUCAUUGAAAUUAACUUUUGUGAUCUCACCUUCCCCGUUUCGUUGCGUUGCGUUUCUUUCUUUUCUUUUUUUUUUACAAAAAUUUAAAUUAUUUUUACGGUCUUCUCGCUUGAUACUUGAUAUUAUACACCGAUUCCUAUUGUGUCUCCUUUUCUCUUUCUCUUUUUUCUCUUUUUCUUUUUUUUUUUCCUUUUUCUCUUAUUACUCCUUUAUGUCGCAUUUUUCUAUUAUUCCAAUAUUACGUGAUUCUUUACGAGCAGGCUAGUCUGCGGGUCGAAUUUGAAACUUGAGUCUUGUGCCACGAUGAUAUUUGUUCCCUCGUAUGUUAUUUCAUUUUCAUUCUAUCUCUCUCAUCUUCGAAAUGUAUAUCUCACUGAGUUGCUCUAGUAUUACUAACCUAACCUAACCAAAUCUAACUCACCACUCUUAGUUUCUACUCCUUUUUUUUUUUUUUAACCUUUGUCAGUGUCACUUUUCCUUAUUUAUCUUCCAGUGAGGAACCAUGGGUGUAGUCCUUUUCUUUUCUUUCGUCUCAGUUCAGGAUGAUUGAUUUAUAUUAUCACUAUUAUUCUGACGAGUGUUUAUGCUUUCUUUGGUUUCUUUGGUCUCAAUUUAUUCUGUACUUUUUAGGCUCUUCAAUUUUAUCGUUCUU
Histoplasma capsulatum G186AR is the source of this 3156-nucleotide messenger RNA. RefSeq names its product pH-response transcription factor pacC/RIM101. The record is from RefSeq and is a predicted model, not a curated record. The transcript has 4 exons. Gene Ontology annotation, cellular component: nucleus. The coding region runs from base 206 to 2500 and encodes 764 amino acids. Lineage: Eukaryota; Fungi; Ascomycota; Eurotiomycetes; Onygenales; Ajellomycetaceae. Gene Ontology annotation, biological process: positive regulation of transcription by RNA polymerase II.